Leopardus geoffroyi (Geoffroy's cat) is the source of this 6867-nucleotide messenger RNA. It is a transcript of the gene SIX4, whose product is annotated as SIX homeobox 4. Lineage: Eukaryota; Metazoa; Chordata; Mammalia; Carnivora; Felidae. Gene Ontology annotation, biological process: regulation of transcription by RNA polymerase II. Gene Ontology annotation, molecular function: RNA polymerase II cis-regulatory region sequence-specific DNA binding; DNA-binding transcription factor activity, RNA polymerase II-specific. Gene Ontology annotation, cellular component: nucleus; transcription regulator complex. The transcript is spliced from 4 exons. The coding region runs from base 990 to 3320 and encodes 776 amino acids. The record is from RefSeq and is a predicted model, not a curated record.
UUUCACCUCAAACCAGAGGGCAGCCUUCCAUCUGUCUAUGCUGUUGAAAGGGCUGCUGAUCCUGCACUGAUCUGGGAGACACCUGCACUUAGAAUGGAGGAGUAUCACCUUCAGAGAACUAUACACACACUUACAGAAAAUCUGUUCAUACAGAAUACUUAAAUGUUCAUGCUUUAUAACAAUCUAAGGCUUAAGUCUCUUCCACCUUACCCUACUCACUGAGCUAAGCACACCGAUUCAAUACUCUAUAUGCUUAGUUGCACCGUAUUCAACACAGUUGUGUUGCCAGCUCUCCAGGUGAGUCAAGGUUAAAUGCUUUUUGAAGUCUUCUUGUUUUUGUCUCCUCCGUGGGCUAUUUAUACAGCUUAUUUUAAGAUUUUCAAGCACUUUCCCCUUUUUAAUUUACCAUAAAUGUUUCCCCCUGGGAACAUUCCCUAGUGACAUUCUAUUUUGGACCCUUUUGAAUACAAAAUCCUUGACAAAGACAUCUCUCAAAGGGAGGGAAAGGGGACUAGGGACAUAGAGAAGCUUCUGAAUUGUCUCCUUUGAAAUUUUGUCACCUGGAUGCUUGACGGUGGUCUCUUUGUUAAGAGUUUGGCGUCCGGACCUUAAGGCCACACAAUUAAUCCUCCCGCUGGAAUCCUAAGGACUCUCUUUGAAAGAGUCUCUUGUCCAGUUUUCAGGCCACAUUAGGUAAUUUCCCGCCCAGGAGCACGGUCUAAAAAGAAUGUCGGUGUUUCCCUUCAGGUAUAGGUGCCUGGGGGUCAGGGGAGAAGGAAAGGCAAGGGGUGGAGUGCGAGGCGGGUGAUCGACAGGGAUAGAAACGGUGUCUCCUCCUCCCUCUGAAUGCGAAAUAGCCAAUGAGGUGGCGCGGCCGGGCCGGCCGGGCCGCCAGUGCCAUAUAGUAUGCAGCAACCCGAGGAGUCACGUUGGGGGAACGGCAGAAAGCAGCUAUCCUUUUACACUACUUUGCUCUAGCAGCUAUCUUAAUGAUCGCAAGUGCGGCGGACAUCAAGCAGGAGAAUGGGAUGGAAAGCGCCUCGGAAGGGCAGGAGGCGCCCCGAGAAGUGGCGGGGGGCGCGGCGGCGGCAGCGGGGCUGAGCCCCCCGGCUCCAGCCCCUUUCCCCCUGGAGCCGGGGGACGCCGCGGCCGCCGCCGCCAGGGUGAGCGGAGAGGAAGGGGCAGCGGCGGCCGCGGCGGCGGAUCAGGUACAACUCCACUCGGAACUUCUGGGCAGGCACCACCACGCCGCGGCCGCCGUCGCCGCCGCCGCCGCCGCGCAGACCCCACUGGCCUUCUCGCCCGACCAUGUCGCCUGCGUGUGCGAGGCGCUGCAGCAGGGGGGCAACCUGGACCGCCUGGCCCGGUUCCUGUGGUCCCUGCCCCAGAGCGACCUGCUACGUGGCAAUGAGAGCCUGCUGAAGGCGCGGGCGCUGGUGGCCUUCCACCAGGGCAUCUACCCCGAGCUCUACAGCAUCCUCGAGAGCCACAGCUUCGAGUCGGCUAACCACCCGCUGCUGCAGCAGCUCUGGUACAAGGCGCGCUACACCGAGGCCGAGCGAGCCCGCGGCCGGCCACUGGGCGCCGUGGACAAGUACCGGCUGCGCAGGAAAUUCCCCCUGCCCCGCACCAUCUGGGACGGCGAGGAGACGGUGUAUUGUUUCAAGGAGAAGUCGCGCAACGCGCUCAAGGAGCUCUACAAGCAGAAUCGCUACCCUUCGCCCGCCGAGAAGCGGCACCUGGCCAAGAUCACCGGCCUCUCCCUCACCCAGGUCAGCAACUGGUUCAAGAACCGCCGGCAGCGCGAUCGGAACCCCUCAGAGACCCAGUCCAAAAGUGAGUCAGAUGGCAAUCCCAGCACUGAAGAUGAAUCCAGCAAGGGCCAUGAGGACUUGUCUCCUCAUCCACUCUCCAGUUCAUCGGAUAGUGUCACCAACCUCAGCCUUUCCAGUCACAUGGAGCCAGUAUAUAUGCAGCAAAUUGGAAAUGCUAAGAUAUCAUUAAGCUCUUCUGGAGUUUUGUUGAAUGGAAGCUUGGUACCAAGUACUUCACCUGUCUUUCUUAAUGGUAAUUCUUUCAUUCAGGGACCCAAUGGAGUUAUCCUUAAUGGAUUAAAUGUGGGAAAUACACAGACAGUGUCACUGAACCCACCAAAAAUUGCAUCAAACAUUGUGAGCAAUGGUAUAUCCAUGAGUGACAUACUGGGGUCUACCUCCCAGGAUGUGAAGGAAUUCAAAGUCCUCCAGAGUUCUUCAGCUAACUCCGCAGCCACCACUUCCUACAGCCCCAGUGCCCCUGUGUCAUUCCCAGGGCUGAUACCCAGCACUGAGGUAAAGAGAGAAGGCAUUCAAACAGUGGCUUCCCAAGAUGGAGGCUCUGUGGUGACUUUUACUACACCAGUGCAAAUUAACCAGUAUGGCAUUGUCCAGAUCCCCAAUUCCGGAGCAAACAGCCAGUUCCUUAAUGGGAGCAUUGGAUUCUCUCCACUGCAGCUGCCUUCUGUUUCAGUAGCAGCUUCACAAGGCAACAUUUCAGUAAAUUCAAGCACUUCAGAUGGGAGCACAUUUACAAGUGAGUCCACCACAGUCCAGCAAGGAAAGGUUUUCUUGAGCUCUCUUGCUCCCAGUGCAGUGGUAUACACUGUCCCUAAUUCAGGCCAGACUAUAGGAUCUGUUAAACAGGAGGGCUUGGAGAGGAGCCUGGUAUUUUCUCAGUUGAUGCCUGUCAAUCAGAAUGCACAAAUAAAUGCAAAUCUGUCUUCUGAAAAUAUCUCGGGGAGUGGCCUCCAUCCCCUGGCCUCCUCAUUAGUUAAUGUAUCCCCAACUCACAAUUUUUCCCUGACUCCCCCUACCUUGCUAAAUCCCACCGAGCUAAACCCUGACAUUGCUGAUAGCCAGCCAAUGUCUGCACCUGUGGCAAGCAAAUCUACUGUGACAUCUGUCAGCAACACUAACUAUGCAACUCUUCAGAACUGCUCCCUUAUUACUGGUCAAGAUCUAUUGUCAGUCCCUAUGACCCAGGGCGCCCUUGGGGAAAUUGUUCCUACAGCUGAGGACCAGGUGGGUCACCCCUCCCCAGCAGUACACCAGGAUUUCGUCAGAGAACAUCGUUUAGUUCUGCAAUCAGUAGCUAAUAUAAAAGAGAAUUUCUUAACAAAUUCUGAGGGCAAAGCCACAAGCAACUUAAUGAUGCUGGACUCAAAAUCCAAGUAUGUCCUAGAGGGCAUGGUUGAGACUGUCUGUGAAGACCUGGAAACAGACAAAAAAGAGCUUGCCAAGCUCCAAACCGUCCAAUUGGAUGAAGAUAUGCAAGACUUAUAAACUUGAUUUCUUGAUUUCUCUCUUUUUUUUUUUUUUUUUUUGGCAUCAGCAGGCAGAUCUUUUCACGAAGCCCUGAAGACAUAAGGCAUUUUCCCAUUUACAGGGAAAACACUAGUUUUGUGAGUAAAUGAAUUCAAGAGACUUUAGAUUGAUCUGCAUGAAGAUCACAGUUAAAUAUACAGGAGUAGAACUGCGUUGCUGCAGCCUUUUUGUUCACAUAUGUUCUCUUUUAAAUAGAUGGAGACAAAGGAACAAGAUGAAAUAUACCAAGUCAAAGUGUGUCAUUUGGCUGACUUAAUAUAACUCUAAGGUUAAAUGGAACUUGAUAGUUCUUUAAAACUGUGUCCACCUGACAUCGGCAUUAGAAACAGUACGGUUAUUUUUGUUUACUUUCACUCCACGGGCAUUGAUGAGGUUAAGAAGCAUACAUGGUACUCCAUACUAUUCUAAGGGUUUAUUUUUUGAAUAUAUACAUUUCUGUUUUUCAAUAUUUUUGUGAAAGUCUUGGUUUGUCUCUACACAUUUCCAAAUGUGCUUGCUAAUAGUCCAGUGGGGCUGAGAAAGUUUGCAACUCCACUAAAAACUCUGAAACAAACUUCAGUAUGAGUGUAAAUAUAUUAGUCCUAUAAGCAAGGAUUUGAGGAAUUACAGUGAAUUUUAUUUAUGCUGUAUAUGUUUCUCUUCUACUUCAGACACUAUGAACUGAAAAAAUGUUUUCUUACUGUUUAAUUUAUUUUUAUUGUUUGAACAGGAAGUGAACAUAGUUAUUUCCAACAAAGUUUUACUUUUUGUAGGAUUUUAAAAGUAAUGAUUUUUAUCAGGAGUCUAUUAGGGUCAUUAUUAAUAACACUGAAACAGGCAAUCUAACUCCCAAUAUUGGAAUUUUGGUACUUUUUUUCACAUCUUGUUCUUUAUUUAGCAACUCUCUGAUUCAUUUAAAUAUUUUUUCUAUAGAAUUCUAUGUGCCUUUUUACCUUGUGGCCUUUUUAUUAUUCUUACUAAGGUACAGAAGUGUCAACAGAAGCACUGAUGGCUCUUUCUAUCUAACAGGGUUAUUUUCACCACAAAGUUGCUUUAAAUCUGAAGAACUUAAGUUUCACUUAUGUGAUUAUGUACGUUUAUGGUGUAAAUGGAUGAACAACUAAUUAUUGUUGAUGCUUUUCAUUACCAUGAAAUACCAAUCCUAGAUUACCAUGUAAAAUGAAUUCUGUAGACUAUAAAAACUAUUUUAAACUAAACAAAGAAUACGCAAGUUCUCUUGAGCAAAACUCUGUCCUGGUGAAACUUAGUUCUACGUGUUUUGAAUCAGUUGUUACAUUAUGACAUACAACUAUUAUUUGCACUAUAUUAUCAUGUCUUGUUCAAAGGUCGAUCUUUUGGGGUUUCUUUAAGAAGCUUGCUUGAUCAUGUUGUGAGCUGUGGUUAUAGGUUUUAUCAGGACUGAACACAAGAUGGAAUGAUGCAAAUUUAUGUAGCGAGUAAAGUCUCUGGUGUGUGCAAAGCAAGAAAUGUGAGAAAAUGAUCUCUUCAGAGAUGACUUAAAGUUGUUGAACAUAAAAGAUAUUACCAAUCUUGCUGUCUUCAGGAUCAGAAUGAAGAGUGUACUCUUGAUCUCUUACGUGCCCAUCUGCUGAGCAUGUGGCAUAAAGGCCGUAGAUUACUUACCCUUGGUUGUUAUUGCAAAUGGAACUUGCAGGCAUAGAUGAAGAGCCCUAUCCAAUUGUUUCGUUAGAGAACUCAGAUCCCACCUUCUUUAUGGAAUUAGUGAAUGUUCUUAAACUGCUGAAACUACAGUUGUCUUUUUUUUUUUUUUUUUUACAAAGUCAGGUGUUUUCGAGUUCUCUUCCACUCCAUCACUACUUAUACAGCUUUUUUUCUUUAAGUGUGUGCUGAUCAUGUUACUGAGAUUAAUUAUAUGGUUCUGUAGUGUAGUUUACAUGAAAAUGAUGUUUUUCCACUUGAUGGCUGCAGAUAUUAAGAAUUUUCUGUUCAUUAUUUUAAAAUACCCAUCUAAUCAGGGAGAUGGGAAGGUUUAAAAAGUUAUAUAUAUUUUAUAUAUAACUGGAAAAGUUUCAUAUGUCUUCCAAAAAUAUAAUAAGCCUCUGUUUUAUUCACAGUUCUUCCUCUUUUUUUCCCUUAAGAAAAAGGAAAAAUAGCACAAAACUUAAGACUUACCUAGGAAACCCAUUCAUAUUCCCAACUUGAUGUAAUUAUACCCCUACAAUUACUCCAGGUAGCUACACAAUAUACCAGGUAAGAAUCAAUGCACAUUAUAAAGAACUUACUGUUCUUUUCUAUACUUCAGUAAAAUAAGGGCCAGUUGGUGUAUAGCCCAUACAUAUGUGAAUGAAAUAAGAUAAACCCCAUGAUCUCCUUGCACAGAAUUGCAAAUGUUUUUUGCAAUACCAAGGGCCAGUCUCAGAACCCUUGGAGUUCAUGUGGCAGAAUUUCUCUUACAUAAACCAAUGCUUGAAGAUGCUGCAAAUGACCCUCAAAUGAUCCCCAAAGAGGAAUCAGAAUAAGGGUAAAAACUCUCCCUGCAAACCCCAACCCCUGCUGCUGGCUGUGGGAUUUUUGGUGUGAGGCUAUCUAUGCACUCUACCCGCCAGAAUUUGGCAUUUAGCUCUUAGUUACAUCUAGUAAAGACCAGUUUUAUCAAUUAAAGAGAAGGUGCAUUUGUUCCUCAAUCAAGCAAGAACACCUGUGUUGUAGUGUUUUAUAGCUCAUGUAUAUUUAUAGUAAUGAAAAGACUGAAUUGUACACGUUUCAGUGCCUUUCUUGUGUCAUGAAAGGCAGGUAGACGUUAUAGCCAUAGAUAAAAAUUCGUAGUUAAAUUGCACACUGACCUUAAAUCUCCCUGUAUAUGCCCUUGCAUUUUGCAUGUCAAAAGUUGGAUUACUGGGCAUGUGUUGAAGCCUGCCCUGCUACAUGUUAGGCAAGUGUGCAUUAGUACAUAGCCAGAAGUUCUUCAUUCUUUUACAAUGUUUUUGACAGAUCAUCUCAUCAGAAAAACAUAAAUAAUUCAGGAAAUUUGUGGGGAAAAGAAUUACAUUUUACAAAAGAUGUUUCAAAGUCUUCCUAGAACUUAGAUGAUAGAGCCUAACAGUUACUUUGUAUCUAGUUGAUACAUUUCAUGUUAAUUUAAUAUCACAGUACAUUUUAUUAAUCAAAAUUAUGUAGCAUGUGACUCUCUUGGCUUUCAGGGUUCUCAAUUUUUGUUCUUUUGUUGCAUGUACUGUAUGUUUAGAGGAGACCAGUUAUAUACUCAAUAUGGUUUUACUGUGCCUUACACAAAGAGAAAAUCUAUACAGAAUGUAUAUCAUGGGGUGGGGUAACAGAGUCUCUACUGCACUGUUAGGUGAUGGCACACAGAGCAUGUCCCAGAACAUUUCUGUGCUUAAUUACCCAACCAAAGAGAUCUAAAGUAUGUAUGUUGUACUGUAAUAGGGGUUUAUGCCUGGACAAUUAAGUGUUUUAUUUGUUUUCUGAAAUGAUGUGAACUUAUUUUUCUAAACACUAUGCUAAAUAAACUUUAUAUUUAUACAUA